AUGGAUUCGAUUGUAGAAAAACAGAAAGAUCCUUGCUUGAUGAAAACCCAUUUCCUAAAACCCUAUGUAACUUCCAUUGAUGGUCCUGUAGCCGAGCUUCCUCGUCACCAUCACUCUGUUUCUUCAUCAGAUCUAGAAGACUUGUUUUCUAGGAUCUCCUUCACUGGGUUUUGGUUUGCAGAUGGUAAUUUCAGAUCAUGGGCUAAAAAGAUGGAAGCUUUACACGAACCCACUUGGAGAAAAGCUGGGAUUUUUGAGGCAAUCAAGACCUCCACAUACAAAAUCGUUGAAGACCAGUCUCUGAUUUCAGCUCUUGUUGAGAAAUGGUGUCCUGAGACGAAAUCAUUCGUCUUCCCUUGGGGUGAAGCAACCAUAACGUUAGAGGAUGUAAUGGUGAUUCUAGGGUUUUCCGUUUUGGGUUCUCCAGUUUUUGCUCCUUUGGAAAGCUCAGAGACGAGAGACUCUGUAGAGAAACUGGAGAAAGCAAGGGUAGAGAUCCUAGAGAAUAUGAGGGAUAAGAGUGGGCGGCGAGUGAGUCAAGUACAGUGGAUGUUGAGUUUCAGAGACAGUGAUGAUACAAUGGAGGAGCAUGAAGCUUUUCUUGCAAUGUGGCUUUCUCAUUUCGUCUUUCCACAAAGGUCUCGUCGCUCUGUUUCGAAAAUUGUUCUUCCUAUCGCUGUUCGUUUAGCUAGAGGUGAAAGGAUUGCUCUUGCGGCUCCUGUUCUUGCAAGUGUAUACAGAGAUUUAGGUCAAAUUCAAGCUUUUGCUAGAGAUGAUAAGUCUACUAAAAGUCUUGUUCUCAGAUCACUGUUUAAGUUGGUCCAAGUUUGGGCAUGGGAGAGGUUUAGAGGCAUUAGACCGGAAGCUAGAGAGAUUAGUAAAGGUGAACCAAGAAUUGCUCAAUGGAGCUGUUUAAAUAAAAAUGAUAAGAAGAAUGAGAAGAGUUUGAGUUUUGAUGGUUUUGAUUGGCGGCCAUACACUAAACCUUUAGAGAAUUGGAACCCUCCUCGGUUUUACCUUGAAGAGGCUACGUGGAUGACUGUUGAUGACGAUGUUGAUGAUGAGUUUCUUUCGUUUGCUCGUUGUGUGAGGAGUUAA
Microthlaspi erraticum is the source of this 1098-nucleotide messenger RNA. Lineage: Eukaryota; Viridiplantae; Streptophyta; Magnoliopsida; Brassicales; Brassicaceae. The record is from the annotation of a GenBank genome assembly.